AUGCCAGCUAUCUAUGAAUGUGACUCCCAUAUGACCCAAUUCCUCACAGAAUUGCCUAAAUGUGAACAUCAUGUCCAUUUAGAAGGGACCCUUUCCCCAUCUCUCCUUUUCAAACUCAUCUCCAAACACAAUGUCGAACUUCCUUCAGACUUCCCAUCGACGCCUGAAGCCCUCGAGAUCCGUUACAAUCAAUUCACCGAUUUGGAUGACUUCCUUCACUUUUACUACAUUGGGAUGAACGUGCUCAAGGACGAAGACGAUUUCUUCCAAUUGGCUUGGGAAUACUUCCAAACUGCUGCCACCCAAGGUCUUCACCAUGCCGAAACUUUCUUUGAUCCUCAAGGUCAUUUGUGCCGUGGGAUCGAAUUUGAGACAUUUUUGAACGGGUUCACCAGAGCCGCAGCCAAGGCCAAACAGGAAUUAGGAAUCACUUCCAAGCUCAUUAUGUGCUUACUUCGUCAUUUACCAGUGCCUGAUUGUUUGGAAACCAUUGAUCUUGCUCAUAAGCAUUAUGAAUCGGGAGCGAUCCAUGGGUUGGGUCUUGAUUCCUCGGAAAAACCAUUCCCUCCACACCUCUUCGCCGAAUGUUAUGGGAAAAUCAAGGAUAAGUUCCCUCACGUUGGCUUGACGGCCCAUGCUGGUGAGGAAGGGGGUCCGGAAUUCGUCACCAACUCGUUAGAUUUGCUUAAUGUCACCCGUAUCGACCAUGGGGUCAACUCGGUCAAGGACCAAGAAUUAAUGAAACGUUUGGCUGCCAACCGUACAAUGUUGUCAGUCUGCCCAAUGUCCAACUUGAAACUUAGGGUGGUUUCUGAUCUCUCCCAAUUACCAUUGAAGGAACUCUUGGAUGCCGGGGUGCCAUUCAGUAUCAACUCCGAUGACCCAGCAUACUUCAACUCUUACAUUUUGGAGAAUUAUGUUCAAGUCCACAAACACUUUGGGUUCGAUUUGAAGACCUGGUGCCGUAUUUCUAAGUUUGGGAUCGAAGGGUCAUGGAUCGAAGAUGAUCACAAGAAACAAUUGUUACAAAAAGUCGACGACGUUUACAAGAAGUUUCUUUACAUUGAAAAUUAA
Molecule: messenger RNA, 1074 nt
Organism: Saccharomycopsis crataegensis
Lineage: Eukaryota; Fungi; Ascomycota; Saccharomycetes; Ascoideales; Saccharomycopsidaceae
Gene: AAH1
Product: adenine deaminase
Exons: 1
Coding region: 1-1074 (357 amino acids)
Biological process (GO): purine ribonucleoside monophosphate biosynthetic process; adenine catabolic process; hypoxanthine salvage
Cellular component (GO): nucleus; cytosol
Molecular function (GO): adenine deaminase activity
Source: RefSeq, a predicted model, not a curated record